Messenger RNA from Mus musculus (house mouse), 3523 nucleotides. RefSeq names its product tRNA splicing endonuclease subunit 2 (gene Tsen2). Gene Ontology annotation, biological process: tRNA splicing, via endonucleolytic cleavage and ligation; tRNA-type intron splice site recognition and cleavage. The coding region runs from base 59 to 1150 and encodes 363 amino acids. The record is from RefSeq and is marked validated. Gene Ontology annotation, molecular function: tRNA-intron lyase activity; nucleic acid binding. Gene Ontology annotation, cellular component: nucleoplasm; nucleus; nucleolus. The transcript is spliced from 8 exons. Lineage: Eukaryota; Metazoa; Chordata; Mammalia; Rodentia; Muridae.
GGUUGCCGGGUAACGGUGGGCGCGCGUGGCGGCGAAAGAGACCUGUUAUCCUUGAAGAAUGGCAGAGGCAGUCUUCCGUGCUCCUAAGAGGAAAAGAAGAGUCUAUGAGAGUUACGAGUCACCACUGCCCAUCCCCUUUGGUCAGGACCAAGGUCCCAGGAAGGAAUUCCGAAUAUUCCAGGCUGAAAUGAUUAGCAACAAUGUGGUGGUGAGGGGCACAGAGGACAUGGAGCAGCUGUAUGGGAAGGGUUACUUUGGAAAGGGGAUUCUUUCCAGAAGCCGUCCAAACUUCACAAUCGCCAACCCCACGCUGGCUGCCAGAUGGAAAGGUGUGCAGACAGACAUGCCUAUAAUCACCUCAGAGAAGUAUCAGCAUCGGGUGGAAUGGGCCAGGGACUUCCUGCGUAGGCAGGGCCACGAUGAGAGCACUGUGCAGAAGAUCCUUACAGACUACACAGAGCCACUGGAGCUUCCUUGCAGAGAGGAGAAAGAAGAGACCCCACAGCACGAGCCACUGAGCUCCAAGGCCGACUCCUCCCUGGAAGGCAGAGUGGAAAAGGAUGAACUCCCCGUGACCCCUGGAGGUGCUGGACAGUCAGAUGACCUACCCGGUCUCGGCACACACUCAGACUGCCUGCAGGAGGGGCCUGGCCAUGCCACACUCGCUGCGGCUAGUCCAUCUAGCCAUAAUGGGCAUGUGGCAGAGGACCCCGAGGUUCUCCCCCAGGAAACCCUCGUUCCACAGGGUGGCCUUUGGCCUGAAGCCAGCAGCCAGGCCGCAGGAGAGAAAAGGGCUGCUCACGAGUAUGUGCUCAUAGAGGAAGAGCUGUGUGGUGCCCAGGAGGAGGAGGCGGCGGCGGCAUCAGACGAGAAGUUGCUGAAAAGGAAGAAACUUGUGUGCAGAAGAAAUCCAUACAGGAUCUUUGAGUAUCUGCAGCUCAGCCUAGAAGAGGCUUUCUUCCUGGCAUACGCCCUGGGAUGCCUAAGUAUUUACUAUGAGAAGGAGCCUCUGACAAUAGUGAAACUCUGGCAAGCCUUCACUGCAGUCCAGCCCACCUUCAGGACAACCUACAUGGCCUACCACUACUUCCGAAGUAAAGGCUGGGUGCCCAAAGUGGGGCUCAAGUAUGGAACAGAUCUGCGUGAGUAACUCUUGAGUGUGUGUGUGUGGCAGAUGUGAGGACAGGGUCAGCCCAGUUUGCUUGGGAGGUUGAGGUAGCUUUCUGUUCUGUUGGAUACCAUUGCUGGGUGUUUGGAUGGGAUGGGUUAAAUCCAGAGAAUGAGAAUGCCGUGUGUUGGGAAAGCCUACUGGCAGGUGCAGACUUUCCUAAUCAUAGCCUAUGUUCUAUGGCACCUGCUGCACAUCAGCCAUAAGCUUGUGUGAUUUCUGUCAGGUCUGUUUUCUUGCAGUUUCACUUGCCUCAGACUCGGAGUCCUGGAGUUAUGAUGAUAGUCAGCUGUUGUUUACUGAGCUCAUGCUGUCCGGCAUGGUGUUGUUCAUUCCUGUGACACUCCUCAUGGCAGCCUUUUGCUAUUCUGUAUGCCACUCUCGUUCCUUACUGCAGUGUAGAGAGGAAAGGCCAUGUACCCUCACUGGCUUCCAGUCUCUCUCAGGCUUUGGAUUCUAGCACAAGGCUCUUAGGCACUUCUGUGCGUUGCUGGCUCCUGCAGUGAUCCCCUCAGACUGUGAAAGGCUUGCUGGGCAGAGCAAACAGCACAGAGGCUGGGGCAGGACAUACUGAGCAGGUCUCAGGACAUACACAGAGGCAAGAAUAUGGAGAGCACUGGUCCCAAGGUACUCAGGCUGGGACCUGGUCCAGGAUGUUUGAGAUGAAAAGUCUUCAGAGUGCUAUCUUACAAGUGACUGAAGAGAACCAAAAUGGAGAAGAAACUUGCUGGUGAAGUGGGCCUGACAACCCACCAACAGAAUGGAUGCGGCACUUGUGCACAGAGGAACCAGGUGGCAUCUGAUGUCACCUCAGAUUCUUGAUGAAUUCAUCUGAUGUAGUACAGACUGAGAGUACUAAUCUGAAAUGCUUGGCCACAGAAGCAGUCUGGGUUUCAGGCACUUAUAGGAUGAGGUCUGCAGUGAGAAUUCUGAAAUAGUGCUUUCAUUUUAACCCCAGAUAGGAGGAUAUAGGGCUGCUUCAGACUGUCCACAGCAGCUGACUAUGAUUUGCCUCAUGCUGUAGCAGAGGUGUGAUUUUGCCAACUACAUAUAGUUUUUGCAGUUGUGUGACAUAUGGAAUUCUGGGAACUUGGGCAUAUAAAUACUAGAACCCCAAGAAAUGGAGUUGGUGGUUGGUAGUUGUUGUUGAGUGGGUGGGGAGGGUUGGUUGCAGUUUGUUAGUAGUCCUGCUCAAAGAAGGAACAAAAGGAAAGAAAUUAGAUUCAAGGAUCUCUCUCUCUCUCCCCCUCCUCUCUAUCCUUUUUCUCCUAUCCACUGAUAAUAGGGGGUAAAACCAGUAUUGGGGGGAUAAAGGGUAGAAAAAAUAAGAACCCACAAAGUAGCCUGGUUUUUUGUUUUUUGUUUUUGUUUUUCGAGACAGGGUUUCUCUGUAUAGCCCUGACUGUCCUGGAACUCACUCUGUAGACCAAGCUGGCCUCGAACUCAGAAACCCACCUAUCUCUGCCUCCCAAGUGCUGGGAUUAAAGGCGUGCACCACCACUGCCCAGCUUAGUAGCCUGUUCUUAAUACUCACCUUUUUAAUUGUUUUAUGCACAAGUAUAUCUUCAUACUGUGGAAGUUUCUACUGUGACAUAUCGGCACUCAGCAAGCUUGGAUUGGGGCAGAGGGGGAGCUUCAGCCUUGCAUGCCUGAGGCUGCACAUGAUCCCCAACGAGGAAGAAUUCAGAUCUUGGAGCCUCAGAGAUUAGUGAUGCUCUUCAUGAUUGAAGGAGGAGACAGGCAGUUCUGGGGAGCUGAAGCACCAUGGCAACUCUGGGGAGCUGUAAAUGUCAGGGGCCUGGGUUAGUAACCAUCUACCUUUGGGUUCCCCUCAGCUCUGGGGUCAUUCCUUAAUAAAUCACCAAACCCCAUGUCCACAUGGGCCAUAUGAAUGAGUGCUUCCUGGGUCUUUUCAGAAGUAUUUGUGAGGCUCAGCUAAAAAUUUUAAGGUAUUUGAGAGCCUCCAAAAGUUAUGGCUUUUGAGGUGUUAAGCAACCUUGUUGCAGCUUGUUCCAAAUGUCUCUAAGCCUUUUUAAAUAACCCAAAGAAAGUCAAUGCAGUUUUUAAAAUUCCUACACUGGGGCUGGAGAGAUGCCUCAGGUUCAGGGCACUGGCUGCUACACUUCCAGAGGACCUGAGUUUGAUUCCCAGCACCCACAAGGUGGAUAACAACCGUCUGUAACUCCAGUUUCAGGGAAUGUUACAUUCCUGUCUAGCCUCUGUUGGACACUGAGCACACAUGUGGUGCACAGAAAUGCAUGCAGGCAGAACACACACACACACUCACACUCUCACACACACAUAGUCAUACACUCACAAUUAGAAAAACAAUGAAUAAAAACUUUAUGCUCUAAA